Molecule: messenger RNA, 1764 nt
Organism: Cuscuta campestris
Lineage: Eukaryota; Viridiplantae; Streptophyta; Magnoliopsida; Solanales; Convolvulaceae
Source: the annotation of a GenBank genome assembly
CUCUACGGACGACUAGAGUCUCAACUCUCAAGUAAAGGCCGCCAGCCCCAGUUUCGACAACCGCCGGCGCCGAGUCUCUGGCCGAUUCCUCCUGCUCGCCACGACGCCGAUCGGAAUCUUCAAUUCUUCACUCUGCCAGUUAAAUCGUUUUGGCCACCAUGAUACUUGGUUGAAAGAAUUGUAACUAACAUCAAAAGGAUGGAUAAAGUUAUUUUAGGCAUGCCAGGACCAUGGGCUGAUGAUAUCUAUGAAGUAGCUGAUCAUUACACCAAUAAAAUUGGUGGACUUCCAGACUGGCCUUUUUCGGUUAGCACAAUAAGGUCUCAUCUGCUUGAGUGCAGUGCUUGUAAAAACAGUCUAUGUCUCCUUGCACAGGUUUAUGCUCCUAUUUCAAAAAAUCAUAUUAGUAUUGAAGAACGGGUAAUUUAUAUUUUUGGUUGUGCUGCAUCAAAAUGUGGGAGCACACCCGCAAGGUGUUUUAAAAUCCAAUUCCAGCAUAGAGUUAAGCAAAUGAUGUAGUUGUUGUGCUGAUUAGAUGUACUUGUUUUAUACAUUCUGCUUUCCAUAUAGCUGGAGAGCUCUUAGAGUUCAGAAAUCUGUUAGUGGUGAAGGAUCAAAAUUCCCCUCUGAUGAUGAUACUGCCCCUUUACCUGAAUUUUCUGUUUCCACUACAAAUAAUGACUGGAAAAAGGAUUUGUGGAGUUUUGAUUCUGCUGAAGAGGAGGAUGCUGAAAAUCAUAUAGACUUGGAAGAAUUGAGUAGGGCAUUUUCUGAGGCUGCUAGCCUGGCCUCUCAUUCCAAGAAGAAAAUUCGCGAUCAUGAACGUAAUGCAAAACUGUUGUUAUUAGGCCACACAUCUCGAGUAGUUGAUGGAAAAAAACCAGUGAUGCCUUGUUUCUAUAUACAUGCGGAGGAGGAGAAGUUCUCAAAAAAAUCACUGCCUUAUAUCAUUGAACGAAAUGUUGAAUUUGGUAAUUCAAAUGAUGAAGUGUGGGAAGAGGAGAAGUAUGAAUAUGACAGUGCACUGAAUGUAGACAGGACUUUCUUUAAAUUCAAAAAGCGAAUAGAUGCAUACCCACAGCAAUGUUUCAGAUACUCAUAUGGCGGAAAGCCACUAUUAGCUUCUGCAGAGCAGUGUGAUCCUGGGAAAUGCAGGUUGUGUGGUGGAUCUAGGCACUAUGAAAUGCAGUUGAUGCCCCCAUUGUUAUAUUUUCUACAUGAAGCUUGUAGUGACAAACUGAAGCAAUCUGUGGAUAAAUGGAACUGGGUGACUUUAAUUGUGUAUACGUGUUCCAAGAGCUGUUGGGACAUUUCAUCUGAAGGAAACUGUGGCAAAGAUGAUGGGUGGACGGUAGCAGAGGAGGCCAUUGUUGUACAGUAUGAAUAGAAUGCCAAAAUUAGUGCCAAGAAGUAAUACAAUACUUUGACUAUAUAUAUAUAUAUAUAUAUAUAUAUAUAUAUAUAUAUAUAUAUUUUAUUAAAAGGAGAUAUUUUAUUAAAAUGCAAAAAAGAAAAGUACAAAGAAGGAAGGACUAGGCCAAUGCCCCUCUAGAAUUGCAAGAAAGGAAAAAAAAAAACCGAUUGAAAAAAAAGGAAAUUGAGUGAAAACUAAAGGAAGAAGAUCAUUCCCAGAUGAUAAACCCCGGGUGUUGAUCGAGAGAGAGAUUUCUCGGCAUUAUUUUCUUCGGUCUUUUCCCAUCAGUGCCAAUUGGACCAACAGGCCCAACGUACCAAAAGGGUCCAGAAUAAGUUUUUGUAGUAACU